Dentiscutata heterogama is the source of this 273-nucleotide messenger RNA. NCBI's taxonomy places the organism in Eukaryota, Fungi, Glomeromycota, Glomeromycetes, Diversisporales, Gigasporaceae. The record is from the annotation of a GenBank genome assembly.
AUGGCGGCAUACCUCAUACAACUAUUACAAUCACAGAAACAGCGUUCACUUAGUGUAGGCUUCUCAGAAACAACAUCUCAAAUUACGCUUACAGUAAGUAACGAGUGUCAAAAUAUAGCAACAACAACUAUAACAAAAACUUGCAAUUCUUCAACACCGUCCUGUGCAUCAGCACAAUCUGAUAUUGCUUUAUCAUUUGGAAUUUAUAAGCAUAAAUCAAGAGAUGAUGGUAUUCCAACACCAUUAGCGGCGCAUCAUAAAUUUAUUUCUUGA